GUUGCAGCGGCAGCGGCAAGCUGGCAACCGUGCUGCGCCGUACAGUAGUGUUUCCUCCCAAGGAGGCAGCAUCCCAUUAACUUAUUGGGACAGAUGCGAUCGACCGCACCCGUAAAAGCAUAUCACUGUGUGUCAAGGUGAUCCCGUCGCUCUCGAGCGAGCAGCGCACUGAAAGUGCACUACACUUGCGACAGUUUAUUAUACAUCUGGUACAACGUUAUAGUCACUUCUGUGUGCCUUUUCAACUUUAAAUCUAUUAGUCCUAAAAGUUUGCGAUGGUGCGAACCGUCGCCAAUUGCGCCGGAGGCCCCGCCGACCAAGCCGACGACGGCCCCAGCACCAGCGGAAAGGAAUACCUUACAUACUUUGCUCACCGGUUGCUAGAGUUUCGCCGGCCAGAGCUUGAAAGCAUAGCACAGCUAGUCGGCUGCAAGGAUGAGCAGCUGCGAUGGCGGGCGCCGGCGGGAGACGUGGAGCACUCUCCGUUUUGGUACCUCACGUUACCUUCGGAGGAAGCAGCUCAGGAGAUCAGCAAGCGGAUGCUGAUGACCAAGAUGCUGGUGGAGGUGUGGGGCGAAGGGGCGGACUGGGGGGAGCUGCAGGCGGCCAUUGAGGCGUGUCCGGAGCAGGUCAAGGCCCCCUGGCUGUCCCCCUCGCUCAGCUUCAAGGUGGUGGUGGAGAGCUUCGGUCGCUCGGUGGCCAUGGAGGAGCAGCUGGAGGCGAUACACAGGCUGGAGUUCAUUCCCUUCCAGGGCUCAGUACGAUUACGAGAUCCAGAGGUUCAGUUCGUGUUGCUCAUGUGCGACGCGGGGGACCAUGGCUCGCUCAUAGACGCGCAGGUUCCCCCCCGGCUCUACUUUGGCCGUAUCGUGGGUGUCGGCGACCGGGGGCUGCCGGACCGCUACUCGCUGCGGCGGCGACGCUACCUGGGACCCACCUCCAUGGACGCGGAGAUGGCCUUCCUCAUGUGCAACCAGGCAAAGGUACGGCCAGGGCAGUUGGUUUUGGAUCCGUACGCGGGAACUGGAUCCAUCCUGGUGGCGGCAGCACACUACGGAGCGCAGGUGUUGGGUACGGACAUCGACAUCAAGGUCAUCCGGGAGGGGAAGGUGGGCCCAGGUGGCGAGUCACUCACCAUCCGCUCCAACUUCGCGCAGUACGGUCUGGGCGGGCGGCUGGCGGACCUGAUUCGGCUGGACACACACCACCUGCCGCUGCGGAGGGAUCUGGAGGGGAUCCUGCAUGCCGUUAUUGGAGAUCCGCCGUACGGCGUGCGCGCGGGUGGCAAGAAGUCGGGAGCUGCCCCCGAGGCGGCGGCCAAGCGAAACCCCAUCACGGAUAGGGCCACCCACAUCCCAGCAACGCAGCCGUACACCCUCGGCGAGUGCCUCCGCGACCUGCUGGACAUGUCUGCCCGGUUGUUGGUGGUUGGCGGGCGGUUGGUGUACUUCCUGCCCGCCAGCCCCGAGACGUACGACGAGGGGGAGCUGCCGUACCACCCGGCACUGCAGUUGGUGGCGAACAGCGAGCAAAUCCUGACCUCCCGCUACAGCCGCCGCCUCAUCACGAUGGAGAAGGUACGACCGUACGACGCGGAUGCAGCAGCCGCCUACCAUGCCUCGAAACCAGAUCCCACCAUGGCCAUCGACCGGAUCCACGACAUUGUGUACGAGCAGAUCCAGCAGCAGCAGGCAGGGGAGGAGAAUGGGGGCGGCAAACCGCGACGGAGGUGCCGUGGGAAGUGCUUUUAGGAGGGGUAGCGGGAGGAGGAGGAGGAGGAGGAUGGGGAAGGAGCGGGAGAGGAGGAAAAGGAGGAUAUGGGGGAGCAGGCACCUUGGGAUGUGUUUUUGUGGUUGUAUCUGACUGGAUUUGUGCUCUUAACGCGGCGUGGGACGGGUUGUAGCCCUUACGGAUACAGCGAGGGAGGACAAUGUUGGCGGGAUGCAUGGGUUAGGUGGGGAGGAGGGGUGGGCAGCGGCCCGUAUAGUGGCAUGUGAUUCCCCUGAGGUGGAGUUGGAGGUGUGUUUAAUGAGUCGUGGGUUUGCAAGGGUGUGAGAGGUAAACAGAGGGAGUAACCAACAGACACUCGACGUUGAUGCGACCCAACUCUUGAGAUGCUCCCCUUUGGAGGGUGCUGGCGGUGUGCCCCUUUGGAUGUCAUCCAAGGUAGCAUGGCUAGGCGCGUGCAGGGACGCUUGGACGGUUUCAAACCUUGUAUGUGUGUUUGUUCUCUGCGCCUGUUAUGUGGACUUUUACAGAGCCACCUUGGGAUGCUUGUAGAUCAACACUAGGGGAGCUGCGUAGCAAUGCCGUUUACUGUGAGGAGGAGGGGGUGGAGCCUUCUCGUGGCAGGAAACGACGAAGCGCCGUCGGUAGUUCCCCAUUCGUUACCGGUAUUGGUACUCCGUUACCGUUAGCUCGUUAGCUCCAAGCGGGUAAAAGAGCAGAAGUCCGGCAUCCCCCGCACCUCCGCCCCGUGCAGAGGUAUGCGAGGUACAUGCCGGCAGUACCGCACCGUACCGUAGUGGGUGGGUGAGGUAGCGGUAAGGUGGGUGGGUUAGUAAUGGUAGCAUGAUAUGGGGUAAGGAAGGAAGAAGCACCUAGCCACCGCAGGCUACCGGAGCCAUG
This is a messenger RNA of Astrephomene gubernaculifera, 2628 nucleotides long. The record is from the annotation of a GenBank genome assembly. NCBI's taxonomy places the organism in Eukaryota, Viridiplantae, Chlorophyta, Chlorophyceae, Chlamydomonadales, Astrephomenaceae.